Messenger RNA from Pseudovirgaria hyperparasitica, 453 nucleotides. RefSeq lists its product as uncharacterized. The transcript has 2 exons. Lineage: Eukaryota; Fungi; Ascomycota; Dothideomycetes; Acrospermales; Acrospermaceae. The record is from RefSeq and is a predicted model, not a curated record. Bases 1 to 453 code for a protein of 150 amino acids.
AUGAUUACCGCUGGCGGCGGACCGAUGCCUCUGCGUUACGAGGCCCCCCCCGCAGGCCCGAAACACAAGAAUGGGAGGAUCCAUAGAGUGCUAGGAACGAAAUUUGCCGGUAGGCUAUCGUGCCUUGACUAUCCCGAUCGCCUCCACGACGAUGUCUAUAUGGGGUAUUACCCCGCGCCACCCAGCAAUGGAGAUCAGAUCGUAGUUUCAUGGUGCGGAAAUAGAUGGCCUGAGGAUUCCUUUAGACUCAUCCACGACCCUAAUUAUGAUGAGAAUAUCGAGGAAUCAGACCUGAAUAAUAUUCAUAACACCUAUCUUAGUCCCUUUCUACUUUCAAUCUUUCUAGACUCAGACUUUUUCGAGCAUGACUACGAAGGAGAUAUCGAUAACUGGGCGAGCGCUAUACAGGCGUCUAGUGAAGAGAAAUUCCAGGGUACUAUAAACUAUAGUUAG